Molecule: messenger RNA, 777 nt
Organism: Wasmannia auropunctata (little fire ant)
Lineage: Eukaryota; Metazoa; Arthropoda; Insecta; Hymenoptera; Formicidae
Exons: 1
Coding region: 1-777 (258 amino acids)
Source: RefSeq, a predicted model, not a curated record
AUGGAAUACGCGGUUGCUGUGGUGAUCAGACAAAUAGAGAAGUUAGGUCUAAGCAUAUCGCCCCAAAAAACGGAAGUGUGCGCUUUCUCUCGCGCACAUAGGUUUGUGCACGAGGAAGUUGUGGUAAUUAAGGGCUAUCUAAUCCCAGUGAACGCCGAUAUGAAAUACUUAGGGCUAGUGUUAAGCAGGAAAUGGUCAUUUAGGGAACACUUCAAUCGCCUGCUUCCAAAAGCAGAGAGAAUGACACUAGCUUUAGCUAGAAUUAUGCCGAACUUGAGAAGCCCCAAUGAGCACGCGAGGAAACUGUACUGCGGGGUGAUCCAUUCGGUCAUCUUUUACGGUGCACCUGUUUGGGCCCCCACUUUACGUACAGAUAAGAGAACUACAGCGGCCAUACAAGCAGUACAGAGAAAAGUCGCACUUCGGGUUGUGGCGGCGUACAAAACAGUGUCCUGUCCAGCGGCGUUCCUAUUAGCUAAGGUUAUCCCGGUCGACUAUUUAGCGGACAGAUACAAAGACGUGUAUAUGGACACCCGAGCGAUUCAAGAAAAGGAGAUUCGGAUCACACAACGUAUGCACGAUACCAUCAGGGAAAGAGCAUUGGAUGCGGCCCUGACUAAAUGGAAAAAUGUAUACAGUAGGCCAACAGCGGUGGAAGUUAGGAGAGUUCUUGUGCAUAACUUGUUCCAAUGGUACAAGCGCGCCCGUGGCCAUCUGACGUAUAGGAUGACGCUGAUGAUCACUAGCCAUGGGUGCUUUAACGACUGCACCGAAUAG